CACCACCACUUAUUGGCCUCGACUCACAGCUAUAAGCCUAGAAGGGCUCCCGUCUCUGCUCUUUUCAAGUUACCAGAUGAGCUUACCCCCCCUGACUUAAAUUGUCCUACUACCACACCUCCCGCAAUCGCACGUCGAUCAGCAUGCCUCCUAAAGCAGCUCCAUCGGCCUCUCGCUCGACGAGGAAAACUGCGACCUCAUCGGCGCAGAACGACGAGCAAAAUGCAGCAUCCCAACCCGCUACAGACAAUACACCAUCAAAUCCGCUCUCUGGACGACCCCCGGUCCAGCGCCUCCAGUCAUUAAACAAACGCACGCCAGGUGGUAGCAUUAGCAAUAGAGCUUCUAUUGGUCUCGGUGAUCCCAGUCAAUCAAAGCCGGAAUUAAAAUACAAACCUCGUGCUGCGAAUCGCCGUACGAAAGAAGCGCGGGAUGCUAUACUAAAAUUAGAGGAGGAGAGACAACGCCAGAGAUUAGCAGAUGCGGCAGAAAUCCAAAGAUCCCGAAUGCCUAGGGCUCCGAGGGCGAGGGGUGGCUUCCGAGGUCGUGGAGGGUCGUUUAUGCAAACAAGUGGCCCGAUGAGUAUGGGAGCGGCCAAGCGCGGUCGUGGCGGUCGAUUCGAAGUAGAUUCGCAUGUGUCCUCAGUAUCCAGACGCAGUAUGUCUGGGUUACCUGGAACAACGGGUGGUGAUCCGGAUCUAGGUUACUCCUCAGACGAAGAUGAACAUGCUGCUCGAGUCAGCAUCGAUCAGAUCAACUUAGACGACGACGAUUUAAAAGAUGGAGAUGACAUUGUUGUGGAUAAGAAGGGUAAAAAGGCUGUCAAAUCCUCACAUAUGUCCACCAUCAGAGUUCCACUGCCUGUGCGAGUCCCUCGACAUGAACACGAAGAGCGAGUGGUCGGUGUGAACACAGAAGCGAGCUCGAGUACGUCGGCAGAGUUGCGACGCCAAGCGAAGGAAAAGGCCAAUACGGAUGGUAGUCUUUUUGUUGACGAAGCUCCCGGGGCUGUAGAAAAACCUGAAGAUGACAAUAUCAAGCCAGAACCGACAGACGGUGAUGUAUCUAUGACUGAUGUGCCACAUGUCGGUGCAGAGACUGCGGACGAGGAUGAAACGCCCCUUCCUAUGCAGAUCGCCAAAGCUCGGAAGAAGGUCACAGUCAAAGAUCCUCGAGGUUUACUACGAACAAGGGAGGACAUAGAGGAGUUUGAUCGGCAUAAUGAGGACCUUAGGGUAAUGAAGGGUCUUCUGACGCUAGAGGGAGAGACAACUUCCGAAAAGAAGAAAAGCGAAACUGAAGGCGUUGAAACUAACGGCGCUCAAGAUCCAAAGGAAUCACUUGAAGAAGAGGAGCCGUCUAUGGAAAAAAACGCUGGAGAAUUAUUCCUGAUACAAUUCCCUCCAUUGACACCGAAUCUAGUUGUACCUGGCACGGGAGAGCCCGUUGGAUCAGGAAACCAACCCGGUAUUGACGACGACGACGUCGCCUUCACGCACUCCAAUGCCACCCUAGGGGAACCCGAAGUAAAGAGAGAGGAUGGAGACGAACCCACCAGGGUUAGUUUCGCAGCGACGGCAUCGAAUCCACUUGUAACUGCGACAGAGCGGGCCCUUCCAGCCGGGCGCGUGGGACGUCUCAAUCUUCACAAGUCGGGCAGAGUAACAUUGGACUGGGGGGGCAUCAGCUUUGAGUUAGACAAGGGAGCCGAUGUCAACUUUGUACAGGAGGCAUUGAUUGCCUCGAAGUCUCCCGAAGUGUCUGGAGAGAAAGACAAUACUGAGGAAAAAUGUGUAUGGGCCAUGGGACAACUGAGUGGUAAAUUUGUUGCCAGUCCUGAGUGGAAUUCAUUACUAUGAUUUAUCUACGCGCCAAUUGAUAAGACAUAUUUCAUAUCGACGUGAAUCGCACACUACCACACCUGUAUAGACUAGGAUCCAAAUCAGCAAUCUCGAUGCCAGACGAAAUCUUUUAGGAACAAAACCGCUUUGACUGAUACAAGUAUUAUAUUCAUAUUUCUUUCCGAUAUACAAACAUGCCAUUAUAUGAAAAUGGCCAAUGAGCUCGUCUGCAUUUGUCCAGUUCACGAUGUUCUCCACAUCUUACACUUCU
Messenger RNA from Talaromyces proteolyticus, 2112 nucleotides. Its product is annotated as RNA polymerase III RPC4-domain-containing protein. Lineage: Eukaryota; Fungi; Ascomycota; Eurotiomycetes; Eurotiales; Trichocomaceae. Gene Ontology annotation, biological process: transcription by RNA polymerase III. Gene Ontology annotation, molecular function: DNA binding. The transcript has 2 exons. The coding region runs from base 144 to 1859 and encodes 571 amino acids. Gene Ontology annotation, cellular component: RNA polymerase III complex. The record is from RefSeq and is a predicted model, not a curated record.